Molecule: messenger RNA, 2845 nt
Organism: Cercospora beticola
Lineage: Eukaryota; Fungi; Ascomycota; Dothideomycetes; Mycosphaerellales; Mycosphaerellaceae
Source: RefSeq, a predicted model, not a curated record
GACGCUGUUCCACCUUAUCAACGCGUUCGCUCACUGCUGCAGAGCGUGUGCAUCGUCUGCGCCUGCCUGCCACCACGAGGAACAUCAGUCUUGCCUUGCCUUGCAACCGCGCCGGCCCGUUGAGCAUACACCAAGCAGUUGCUGCAUACCGCACGCCCGCACGCUGCACCACUGCACUGCACCACGCACAGCUCCGAGCUGCUGCCACCAGAGCCCGCUGCAUCCUGGAGACCUCCGCCGCCAGCCGGCGCACUCUGCUCUGCAUCUCGCGGUGCGUUGCGUCUCGUGCCUGCGCAGCCCGCAGCAGUACCUGCACCCGCCACCGCCCCGACGAACCUCUCCAGCCAGCAUCGUCGCCAGCAUCAGCAGAUCGCAGCGCGCACGCUCGCACGCCCGCCGCCCGCGCCACACGUGUGUCAAACGCCCAAGGUUCGUGAGCAUCAGUGGACCGCAGCCCAUUGACACGCCCCGACGACCCGUAACGACCUUGACGACCUUUUACGACUGCAUUUACGACUUUGCCUUGAGUGCGGCGUUUGACCAUCGCAGCUUUGUUAUCUGGCCCGCCGACAUUGCUAGCAUCUAGACCAUCACGACCUGCUUUGCACCCUUGACGAGCCCACGGAUCCGCAUCUACGACGACCAACAUCACCACCGACGCGUGAACUUCGAGCAGUGCGCUCCAACACCGCGUUUCCAUUUUUCCACCGCCGCUCGACGACCGCGCGAGCUUCAAGACUACCUUCACCGCCGUCAAACUGGAGCUGCCUUCGGUCUCCCAGAUAUACCAAUCCCGAGGGAAUCAGAGCCAGUGGUCUCAAACUCCCUUUGAGUCCCAAAGCACGCUCUACUCCCACGAGCCCCGACACCAGACGAGCGCGUCUUCAGUAGGCUCCUCGCCUCGGGCUGGUUCUUCCAGUGGUGCCUCGAUCGGCAAUCAAUCCUACGAUUCGAACACGUCGUACGCGUCUUCCAUCGGCCAUAACAAGCACGGCGAGUACCAGUCUCCGUCCUCCCACUCGACAGCACUCCAAUCUGCCUUCGGCACCGGCUAUUCCAGCAUGAAUCACCCACAACAGUACAUGGACAGCCACGCGCAGCAGGCGGCGCCAGCGCCGGGCAUGCCUCAAUAUUCUUCGUACGGCCAACCACCACCGCUUCAGCCUGCGACCUACACGUAUCAGCCUCAAUCUUAUCCGCAGCACUCUUAUGGGAACACAAUGCCACCCAUGUCUGCGCCUCACCCUGUCACGUCGUCCAUGGGUCCCCAGAUGAUCCCCCAAGCGCUUCCGCUUCCGACCAUGGCAUCCAACGCGCAGCCCCCUCCAGGCGCUUCUCAGCAGUAUACUCAGCAAGCGUUCGAUACCUCGGGACAGAUUGCACCCCCCGGAAUGAAGCCGAGAGUGACUGCGACCCUUUGGGAGGAUGAGGGAAGCUUAUGCUUUCAAGUCGAGGCCAAUGGCGUGUGUGUGGCGCGACGUGAAGACAACCACAUGAUUAACGGCACCAAACUUCUCAACGUCGCUGGAAUGACGCGUGGACGUCGCGACGGCAUUCUUAAAAGCGAGAAGACGCGACACGUCGUCAAAAUUGGACCCAUGCACCUUAAAGGUGUCUGGAUCCCCUUUGAUCGUGCGCUGGAUUUCGCCAACAAGGAGAAGAUCACGGAGCUUUUGUACCCUCUUUUUGUUCACAACAUCGGUGCCCUGCUCUAUCAUCCCACGAACCAAGCCCGCCAGAGCAUUGGCAAUGCCGCCAUGGCUGCCGCUGCUCGCAGACCGGACUCAUCUCAGGAUUACAUGCGAACUCCUCAGGGAACACAACCUCCUGCACUGACUCACCAUCACUCAAUGAGCACUCCCAUUAGCGCUGGCGGGUCACAGCCGCCCCACUCCAUUGCACCUCAUCCAGGUACCGGCAGGCCUGGACUGGACCGCGCGCACACAUUCCCUACCCCGCCAACCACGGCCUCAGGAUUGCCCAUGAACAAUGGAUAUGAGUAUGGAGCGCAGACAGGUCAGCCACUCUCGUAUGGCACAGCCAUCUCACGUACUGAACCUUCUACCCCAGCAGCUACCUCACCGAGCAACUCGCAAGGUAUUCAAUACCAAACCAGCCAGCCAGCCUACAGCAGCCAGUACUACUCUGCGCCCUCGCAGUAUGGACAACAGCAUUACGGCGGCAUGCCUCGUUACAACCCUGUGCAGCAGAGUCCUGGAGGUGGCGUGAAGUCUGAAAUGGGUCCUCCUGCCCGCGCCGGUGCCGAAAACGAGCACGUUGAAAGUAAGCCUCAGCACAACGGUUACAGCGGCCAGCAGGACGCGGAUGGGGAACACGAGGGUGAAUAUACCCACAGUGCGUCAUAUGGCGCCAGACGCCCAUCGUACAAUUACAAUCCUAACACUGCGUCAGGAUCUGCUCACCCAGAAUCUUCGCACGUGUCUCCCGAGCAGACUCACUCGCCGCAUCAGAACGGCGUGCACGGCUCUUCGACCCCACGUACGACCACCACGUACACUGGAUACAACAGCACCACUCCUCGAGCAGGACAACUGCCAUCCAGCAACCUGAACUACGUUAUCGGCAACGAUGCACGAUCGGGCGCACCCAACGGCGCUGAGACAGGUUAUCCGUCUCACUACCAACAGUCGCCUCAAUAUCCGCCCAUGAACGGCGCAGUAAAUGCCCACAACAAGCGCGGGCGCGAUGACGAAGACGAAGCGCACUACUCCAACGACGCUUCUAUGAAGAGGCAACGCACCGACGGCGUUGGCAUGCCGCAACCGCAAGCAGCCAAGGUCGGCGGCCGCCGAUAGCCACCACGUGACUGUCACGCAGUAUUUUA